AUGGAUAUUUUAAUAACGUUAUUCUACCUGCUGUUUUCGAUUAGCAUUGUUAUUCCACCCACGGAAUUUGUAGCCGCUGGAUUCACUAUUCCGCAAAUAUUCGAGGGCUUCUUGGGAUCAGAGAAUGUGAACUUUAUAGGAUAUCACAUGAAAAGGAUCACCAUCACGGCAUUCGUACAUUGCUCCCUGCCCCUCGGAUAUGUGUUCAGCCUUUGGCUAGGCGGUGUACGAGGGCCGUGGAUGUUCUCGUCGGCAGUGGCCACAGCCAUGAUACCAAUGCUAAUGUGCUACAAGAUCAUUUCUUGGUGGGAGUAUGAAAAAAGCAAACAUCCUGUUGUGAAACCAAUGAUAUGUUACGCUCCCCCAGGCAGCGACUGGCGUGUAGUUGCUAAUGAUAUCAACAUUGCUUAUCGAAGUGUUGACAAAGUGUGCCUUCCACUUACCACUACUUCAAAGUUCGUGGCAACAGAUACUUGGCUCAUCAGGGUCACACAGUACGGAAUAAAUAUCAUUAAACAGUGUGACUGCUCAUUGGUUGCUACCGCUACCGACGUCCACGACAUCAGUAUGCACGGGGACGAUGAGGUGCAGUAUGUCAACAUCAAAGUGAUACCGUCCCGUGCGGACAUACAGCCCUUCGAGGUCAGGAUGACCACGAACGCCCUGCGCGAGCUCCAACAGAAGCUGGCGAGGCCGGUGCAUGUCCCCAGCAACAUACCGCUGCUGCCGUCCGUCGUGGAGAGGUUCGUGACCGUCUUCAGGCAUCACGUCGAGCAGAAUCCGACUUACUACGUCGAUCAGGAGUUGGAGCAGUGCAUCGGCUGCAUGCAGAACAUCGCCGACGUGAAGAUCGACAGGCGAUGCAUGCCUUUGCCGCCGCCAAUGGACGCAUUAUCACCGCCGUCUUGCCAGCAGUGCAAUUGCAGGGUGCUGUGGUGUUGCUCGUGCAUGGCGCGCUGGUGGGCGGCGAGGAUGGGGGGCGGGAGGGGGCCCGGGGAGGGGAGGGGCGCGUGGCUGGAGGCGCGCGGCUCGUGCCCAGUGUGCCGCGCGACCUUCUGCGUGCGCGACGUGUUGCCCGCUCGCAGGCGCGACUUU
Molecule: messenger RNA, 1095 nt
Organism: Iphiclides podalirius (scarce swallowtail)
Lineage: Eukaryota; Metazoa; Arthropoda; Insecta; Lepidoptera; Papilionidae
Source: the annotation of a GenBank genome assembly